This is a messenger RNA of Cryptotermes secundus, 1284 nucleotides long. RefSeq lists its product as uncharacterized. The coding region runs from base 188 to 1165 and encodes 325 amino acids. The record is from RefSeq and is a predicted model, not a curated record. Gene Ontology annotation, biological process: cellular response to hydrogen peroxide. NCBI's taxonomy places the organism in Eukaryota, Metazoa, Arthropoda, Insecta, Blattodea, Kalotermitidae. The transcript is spliced from 3 exons.
GCAAUCGCAGGAAACUACGUACAAAUUUACCAAGAGAAGAGAGAAAAAUGGCUGAAGUGAGUGAGCUUAGUCAUCAUUUUCGUUUACUACUUAAUCGUGUAUUUCGAGUGGGCCAUGUUUAGCCAAUACAGAAGUAAUUACAUACAAAUUUUUACAUUGUUUGAGCACAGGUAGUACAUCGCUGAGGAUGGCAGAAGAUAACUUCCUUCCAGCUAGUCUUGAGAAAUUAGAGAUUGAUUCACAAAGGGACACAGUUUGUGGCAGUAACUUUCUGUAUGUGAACCCAUUCAGUCGGGAUGGUGGUGGUGCCUGCAGAAAGACAAAGAAGUUAAAACCUAUUGAUGAAACACUUGGAAAACUCAGUUUUUCUGGAGAGGAAUGUGCAAAUACUUCCUGUCAUUGUAACAUUCAGCACUCAGUCAGUCCACCUGCACCAUGCCAUGAUCAUCCUUAUGAUGGCUGGUCCGGCCGUAAAUCGAUACUUCAUGUUCAUCCUACAGUUACCUUCAAAAGGAACCUUGUACGAAAGAGCAAGUUGAGUGUUGUUUGUGCUUCCAUGAGAAAGGAGGAUAAGAAAAAUAAAAUUUUGAAAGAACCAGUGCUGAAACUUGCAAAGGCAAUCCAAAAUACAUUACCACUUAGCAAAACUGAUGCUAGAAUGUUCCCUAUGUCAAAACUAUCUGCUGAUAAGAAGGUCAUGCAAGGAGGUGGCACUGUUCUGUCAAGUGAUGUCGCAGGGAGUUCUAAAUCCCAGGACUUGUUUGGUCACAGCAUUAUUUCACACCAGGAUUUCAAAUCUCUCCUUUUACUGUCACCCAAAGAGCCUUCCACAGACAGAAACCAGACUUUCAGUGCAACUGGUUUCCAUCAUAUGCGUGCAAAUUGUAGAUCUGAACCAAAUACAUGUAAGGGAGAACCAAAACCAGAGACCAGAAUUUCUUCAGAAAACACAUGCAUUGGCUGUGUGGUGAAGAAGCUGGCAACAACUGGGCUGACACAUAGCAAUGGUAACAGCUCAGGUGGCCAGUCAUGCUCACAACAAGCCAGGAUGACUGCUUCAAGUUCAUGUGAUGAUGUUACAAUUGAUGAAUUGGCCAGUUAUUUUGAUGUUUUUGUUCAUAUCCCCAAAAAGAUGUCACACAUGGCUGAGAUGAUGUACAUUUAGAUAUGAGGUUAAUAACUUCUGAUUUCUGAAUUAAGUUUAAUAGUUGAUGAAUUUGUCAUAUGUUAAUUUGGUGCUUUGUAAACAAAAAUGAAGUACAAUUUUGUAUUGCAGUUUGUGAA